AUGGGCAGCGACAACAAGCGUCUCCACGACGACGAAGACCACGGCAGUGAGCGUGCAGAAGGGGUCGACGUGCAGCCGCUGGAUGUGUUGUGCAUGGAGAACGUGCUGGAGUCCAUGGGGGUCGAUAGGUUUGAGCCGCGUGUCGUCGCGCAGCUGCUCGAGUUCGUGCACCGUUACGUGACGGAGGUUCUGGUGGAUGCCCAGGAGUAUUCCAUGUUUGCAGACAAGCAGACGAUUGAUCCUGACGACAUUCGGCUGGCAAUCGCUUCGAGGUUGAGCCACCACUACGCUCAAGCGCCACCUCGAGAGCUGACAAUGGAGCUGGCAGACAAACGCAAUAGUAUUUCGCUUCCGCCAAUUUCGAACGAAUACGGCGUCCGUCUUCCUCCGCUUCAGUAUCAACUGGUGACAAAGGAGAGCGACCGGCAAGAUCCGUUGCUAAACAAAAUGCCGAGCACGCCUCGUGUCGGAGACGCAACAGGAUCUGCAGCUGGAUUCCCAAACGCAGCUCGACCGCCCAUGCACCCGCGGAUGGAGGGCUCGCGCAACAAGAGGUUUGCCCGCAGCCCUCUGUCCAUUAAUAUUCAUCCCAGAAAGUAA
Hyaloperonospora brassicae is the source of this 600-nucleotide messenger RNA. NCBI's taxonomy places the organism in Eukaryota, Oomycota, Peronosporomycetes, Peronosporales, Peronosporaceae. The record is from the annotation of a GenBank genome assembly.